Amborella trichopoda is the source of this 2769-nucleotide messenger RNA. RefSeq names its product potassium transporter 2 (gene KT2). Gene Ontology annotation, cellular component: plasma membrane. The record is from RefSeq and is a predicted model, not a curated record. Lineage: Eukaryota; Viridiplantae; Streptophyta; Magnoliopsida; Amborellales; Amborellaceae. Gene Ontology annotation, biological process: potassium ion transmembrane transport. Gene Ontology annotation, molecular function: potassium ion transmembrane transporter activity.
AUUUAAGAUAAGGGCAUUUUUAUCCAUGCCUUUUAUAUUCUUGAUUCUUGAAGCCUUGUAGUUGCAGCUUUAACUGAUAACACCAAUGGAGAAAUUUCAUAAUGUGAUUGGUAGUAGAAGAGGCAGUUCUUUUCCUUGAAUUUUUCAUGGACCCUGAAGCCAGUACUCAGAGAAAUCCUUCAAAGAAGGACUCAUGGAGGAGCCUUUUACUCUUGGCUUACCAAAGCCUAGGGGUGGUAUAUGGGGACUUGAGCAUUUCCCCUCUCUAUGUAUACAAGAGCACGUUUGCAGACGAUAUCACUCAUUCGGAGACCAACGAAGAAAUAUUUGGGGUUCUGUCUUUUGUUUUUUGGACGCUCACACUAAUCCCACUUUUCAAGUACGUCUUCAUAGUGCUCAGAGCUGAUGAUAAUGGAGAAGGUGGUACAUUUGCUCUGUAUUCAUUGAUAUGCAGGCAUGCAAAAGUAAGCCUUUUACCCAAUAGGCAGGUUGCAGAUGAGGAGCUUUCUACAUACAUAAUGGAAUCUCCCCCUGACAAAAGGAAUGGAUCAAGGGUAAAAAUUUGGUUAGAGAAGCAUAAGAAUUUUCAUACGGCUUUGCUAAUUGUGGUUUUAUUGGGCACUUGUAUGGUAAUUGGAGAUGGGGUGCUUACUCCAGCAAUUUCUGUUUUCUCAGCAGUCUCAGGGCUUGAGCUGUCUAUGUCCAAAGAGCAUCGUGAAUAUGCGGUGGUUCCAAUCACAUGCUUCAUAUUGGUAUGCUUGUUUGCGCUGCAACAUUAUGGGACUCACCGAGUUGGCUUCUUCUUUGCACCAGUUGUAUUGACUUGGUUACUAUGUAUUAGUACCCUCGGAUUGUACAACAUAUUUCAUUGGAACCCAUAUGUGUAUCAAGCACUGUCCCCAUACUACAUGUACAAGUUCUUGAAGAAGACCAGAAAGGGUGGUUGGAUGUCCUUGGGCGGAAUCCUCUUGUGCAUCACUGGAUCGGAGGCCAUGUUUGCAGACCUUGGCCAUUUCUCGUACAGAGCAAUACAGAUGGCCUUCACCUUUGUAGUUUACCCUGCACUCAUUUUAGCAUAUAUGGGCCAAGCUGCGUAUCUCUCAAAACACCAUCACAUAGACACAAGCUACCAAAUUGGCUUCUAUGUCUCUGUGCCAGAGAGUGUGAGGUGGCCUAUACUUGCUAUUGCAAUCCUCGCUUCAGUGGUGGGAAGCCAGGCUAUUAUUAGUGGAACUUUCUCCAUCAUUAACCAGAGCCAGUCUCUGAGCUGCUUUCCAAGAGUGAAGGUGGUUCAUACAUCAGACAAAAUUCAUGGCCAAAUUUACAUACCAGAGGUUAACUGGAUGCUCAUGGUCCUCACUCUCGCUGUGGCUGUAGGGUUCAGGGAUACGAAACACAUGGGCAAUGCCUCAGGUCUUGCGGUGAUGACUGUGAUGCUGGUCACAACCUGCCUCACUUCUCUAGUGAUCCUCCUAUGCUGGCACAAGCCCCCCCUUGUGGCCCUCGCCUUCCUCCUCUUCUUCGGGCCCCUUGAGCUGCUCUAUUUCUCUGCCUCUCUCACAAAGUUCCUUGAUGGUGCCUGGGUCCCUAUCCUUCUCGCUCUCAUUCUGAUGACCCUCAUGUUCGUCUGGCACUAUGCAACCAUCAAAAGUUAUGAGUAUGACCUUCACAACAAGGUUUCUCUAGACUGGCUUCUCGCACUGGGGCCCGCUUUAGGCAUAGCUAGGGUCCCAGGCAUCGGCCUUGUACUCACCGACCUUGUCUCUGGUGUCCCCGCCAACUUUUCACGUUUCGUUUCGAACCUCCCCGCGUUCCAUAGAGUCCUUGUAUUUGUUUGUGUGAAAUCUGUUCCGGUGCCCCGGGUUCCUGCUGCAGAAAGGUAUUUGAUCGGCAGAGUGGGCCCACCGGGGGCCCGUUUGUAUAGGUGCAUUUCACGAUAUGGAUACCGAGAUGUGCGUCGGGAUACCCAUGACUUUGAGCGCGAGCUUGCAGCUCGACUGGCAGACUUUGUCAGACUGACUAGCAGUCCCCAGUCCCCAGCCUCUCUCUUGCAGUCUGAAACCUCCUUAGAGCGGGGUAGUGGGGAUGAAAUGGUAAAAAUGACUGUUGUGGGGUCAGCUCCAGAUUUCCUUGCAAGUUGUUGCGUUUAUGAAACUGAUGAGAGCCCACAGUCUGUUAGUCUCCAGGAGUCGGAUUUUCGAGCUUCCGAGAAUGGGUUUCGGAGGAGAGUGAGGUUUGUGUUCCCAGAUAGCCCCAGGAUGGAUGAUAGCGUGAGGGAGGAGCUAGAGGAGUUGGCAACUGCACAACAGGCCGGGACUGCAUUCAUAAUGGGGCAUGCACAUGUGAAGGCGAGCCCAGGGUCAUCUUUCUUAAAGAGACUGGCGAUCGAUUAUGGUUACACAUUCUUGAGUCGGAACUGUAGGGGGCCAGCGGUGGCAUUGCGGGUCCCGCAUGUGUCGCUGCUCGAGGUUGGGAUGGUAUAUGUUGUGUGAUGCUCCCUUUACACAUGCGUGGUGUUUUUGCCACACAAAAAAGGUGAUUGGUGUUUUCGCUAGAAAGGUGAUAGAGAAUGUGGUGAUGCAAGUAUCAUCCCAAGGUGCCUUUUGGUAAGAUGACAGUGUUCAAGGUGUUUAGAAAGUUAGCAGUUUUGACCACCUUCAAGGAUCUUGAGCUAUUUGAUCCAUUGUGAAUGUGUUGGUCAACUAACAGUUCAUUGUCUAAGCAUAAUAAUGAAAAGAGAAUACACAAGAAUUACGCGGUUCACCACAA